Messenger RNA from Neoarthrinium moseri, 456 nucleotides. RefSeq lists its product as uncharacterized. The transcript has a single exon. Gene Ontology annotation, molecular function: fatty acyl-CoA hydrolase activity. The record is from RefSeq and is a predicted model, not a curated record. NCBI's taxonomy places the organism in Eukaryota, Fungi, Ascomycota, Sordariomycetes, Amphisphaeriales, Apiosporaceae. The coding region runs from base 1 to 456 and encodes 151 amino acids.
AUGGAAGCCGACGACGCCCAGAUCAAGGCCCACAUCGAGAGCCUCGUGGCCAACAACCUUCCGCGCUCGCCUAUCUACAACUUCCUUCUUUCAAAUGUCCACAUUCACUCGGCAACCAAGGGCUGCGUAAAGGCCAGACUGAAGCUCACCAAGAACCACAUCAACUCUGGUGGCGGUAUCCAUGGCAGUGUGUCGGCGACUAUUGUUGACUGGGCCGGCGGCAUGGCCAUCGCGACAUGGGACCUUCGAGAGAGGACGGGUGUCUCAGUCGACAUCCACGUGAGGUAUCUCUCGUCUGCUAAGGACGGCGAUGAGAUUGAGAUUGAAGCAACCGCCGACAAGGUUGGAGGGUCUCUCGCCUUCACAAAGAUCCUUAUUUCCAAGAUUGUCGACGGGGAGCCUGGGCCAAUUGUCGCCAGUGGCACCCAUACGAAGUAUGUCAAGCAACGAUCAUAG